This is a messenger RNA of Caenorhabditis auriculariae, 1127 nucleotides long. The record is from the annotation of a GenBank genome assembly. Lineage: Eukaryota; Metazoa; Nematoda; Chromadorea; Rhabditida; Rhabditidae.
AUGGGAAGGAAAUAUCGUUCAGUUUCGUCUUUCUGCCGUCCUCGACCCUCAGGUUGGUUUCUGAGAAUUUUAAAACUCAGAUUCUUGCUAAAAUUCUGAGAAUAACUACUCGUUUUUGUAAUACCAAACGCUCUAUUGGCUGGAUAAGCGUUUUCUUUUGAAUAUUUCACUGAAAAGUUGAAAAAUAACGCUGUUAGAAACUUCUUUGCCGUGUUCAAAGGUGGUCUGCGAGGUUGAAAAUAUUCGUCAGGGAGUAAAAAAAAUGACUAAAGACAGAUAUAAUUUUGAGAAUCGCAAAAAAAAGUAACAAGGAAAGUCAUUUUUGCGUAGGGUUUGAAAUUCCUAAAAAUUUGCUCAAAAAAUCUUUGAUGGACUGGACAGCUAGGAGGGUGGUGCAGUGGUUAGCGCGAUAGUCUGCAAAGCCUAUGAUGAAGGUUCGAAUCUUUUGGCCGCUAUCGUUUUUUGCCUGAUUAAAACCGUUCCAAAACCUUUAGAAUAGCUGUCCGAGAUAGUGCGAAACAUAUUGGUCGCAUUGGGAAUGGCUUCAGGCUUAAUGAAUAGAAAGUACUAUGGAAAAAGUGCAGCUUUCAAAAUCACAAGCGUUUAGCCAUUCUCAAAGCAUCAUAGCGUUUUGAGUUGUAGCAAAUCUUUUCUCCAAAAAUGAGCUCAAAAACAACUAAAUGUCGAAAUAUUCAGAAACGAUGCGAUUGCUGACGUUCUCGACCCUCCUGGCCCUUCUCGGCGUCUCGUUGGCCUACGUCGCCCAAGACUUGGACCACUCCCAGCCCGACGACGAAUUCAGCCACAAACGCUUUGGAUUUCCAAAAAUUCCAUUUUUUGGAGGAAGACCCGGCCCUCCGAUGAGACCCGGCCCUCCGAUGAGACCCAGUCCUCCAGUUCAAGCUGUUCCUCCUGGUAGUAAACCGAACUAUUGGGCAGAAAUCAUGCCUUCAAUUAUCACGACAGCCGGUACUCUGGGCAGCACCUAUAUAAUGACCCAUCCGCAGCAACAGGGUAGUUAUCCUCCGCAGGGCGACUAUCCUCCGCAAGGUGGUUACCCGCAGCAAGGUGGUUACCCCCCGCAAGGAGGUUUCCCCCCGCAGGGUGGUUUCCCUCCGCAUGGAUAA